Anopheles bellator is the source of this 956-nucleotide messenger RNA. Its product is annotated as WD repeat domain-containing protein 83. Gene Ontology annotation, biological process: mRNA splicing, via spliceosome. The coding region runs from base 51 to 956 and encodes 301 amino acids. Lineage: Eukaryota; Metazoa; Arthropoda; Insecta; Diptera; Culicidae. Gene Ontology annotation, molecular function: protein binding. The transcript has 2 exons. The record is from RefSeq and is a predicted model, not a curated record. Gene Ontology annotation, cellular component: catalytic step 2 spliceosome.
UAUUGUUUGUACUAUUUCCAUUUGUUCAACGAGCUUGCAACCACUUGAUUAUGGAUUUGGCCGUUAAACAGAGCAUCAAUUGCAACCAAGGGACAGUGCGUGCCGUUCGCUACAAUGUUGAUGGUUCGUACUGUUUGUCCUGCGGUUCGGAUAAAAAAAUAAAACUCUGGAACCCAAAGUCCGGUUUGCUGCUCAAAACGUACGGCGGACAUGCGGACGAAGUGAUGGAUGCGACGGGUAGCUGCGAGAGCAGCUUCAUUGUGUCUGCCUCCCUCGACAAGAGCGUGAUCUACUGGGAUGUCUCGACUGGAUUACCCGUCCGGCGUCUGCGGGGGCACGCGGGCGGGGUAACCUGUGUGCGAUUCAACGAGGACUCUUCGAUUGCUGUUUCCGGUUCGAAAGACAACACGGUUGCCUGUUGGGACGUUCGGACGCGAAAGCUCGAUGCGGUUCAGACGAUGCGGGAAGCGAAAGACUGUAUUACGGCGUUGGUUGUGAGUGAGCACAAAAUUUUAUCCAGUUCGCUCGACGGCUCGAUACGAACCUACGAUCUCCGAGCGGGACAGUUGACCUGCGAUAUUGUGGGGGUACCGGUGACUUACCUAGUCCAAACACGCGAUGGUCAAUGCUUGUUGGCGGCCUGCUCCGAUGGCACAAUCCGGUUGAUCGACAACGACACGGGAGAACUGCUGUCGGAGUACAAAGGGCACCGAUGUGAUGACUAUCAAAUCGAAUGUGGCAUGAUCGCGGAAGAUAGUAAAAUUGUUUCCGGCUCCGCAGAGGGUGCAGCAAUCAUCUGGGAUCUGCUAGAAGGCACCGAGGUGCGCAGGUUGCGAAUUGGCAGUGAAGUGGUCCAUUCGCUUGCGCCACACCCGACAGGCAGCGAUAUAUUGUUCGCUCGGAAACGACACAUAGAAGUUUGGGGAAUACCAGACGAUAAUUUGGAAGAAAUAUAA